Molecule: messenger RNA, 342 nt
Organism: Rotaria sp. Silwood2
Lineage: Eukaryota; Metazoa; Rotifera; Eurotatoria; Philodinida; Philodinidae
Source: the annotation of a GenBank genome assembly
AUGCCAUUCAAACCACCAGAGAGUUCCAAAUGCCCAAAAUGCAAUCAAAGCGUCUUUGCCGCUGAAGAAGUUCCAGCAGCUGGAAAAAAGUGGCAUAAGAUGUGCUUCAAAUGUGGUCUUUGUAAGAAAAUGUUAGAAGCUAUGACCGUGGCUGAACAUGAAGGCAAUGUUUAUUGUAAACAAUGUUACGGACGUAAAUUCGGACCAAAAGGUUACGGUUUCGGACAAGGAGCUGGUACAUUAGGUAUGGAUACUGGUGAACACUUGGGAAACAAGAGUGGAUCUGAGAUGACUAACAAACCAAAUUAUGCUCCACCACCCGGUGUUGCUCAACAAGAAUAA